This is a messenger RNA of Gilbertella persicaria, 414 nucleotides long. RefSeq lists its product as uncharacterized. Gene Ontology annotation, biological process: actin filament debranching; negative regulation of Arp2/3 complex-mediated actin nucleation. Gene Ontology annotation, cellular component: actin cortical patch. The record is from RefSeq and is a predicted model, not a curated record. Lineage: Eukaryota; Fungi; Mucoromycota; Mucoromycetes; Mucorales; Choanephoraceae. The transcript has 7 exons. The coding region runs from base 1 to 414 and encodes 137 amino acids. Gene Ontology annotation, molecular function: Arp2/3 complex binding; actin binding.
AUGACUUCAACUUGUGAAAUAGAUGCAGAUCUUGUAAAGAAGCUCGACAACUUUCGUUUUGCAAAGUACGAGAGUGGAAACGCUGCCUUUGUUUUACAAAUUGAUAAGAAAUCACUAAAGAUCAUUGAGGAUGAAGUUUAUGAUAACAUUUCUAUAGAAGAUUUGGUUGAAGAAUUACCAGAGAACACACCUCGCUUUAUUAUCUUGAGUUAUGAGUUGAAACAUAGUGAUGGUAGAGUCAAUUUUCCUUUGUUGUUUAUUUACUGGUCUCCUUCUACUGCUAAAGCUGAGAUCAACAUGCUCUAUGCAAGUGCAAAAACAUAUCUUCAAGAAAAGAUUAGUGUGAAUAGAGGUUAUGAUAUCCGUGAUCCAGAAACAUUCACCGAUGAGUUCCUUACUAAACAACUAUUGUAA